Rhodotorula graminis WP1 is the source of this 2355-nucleotide messenger RNA. RefSeq lists its product as uncharacterized. The record is from RefSeq and is a predicted model, not a curated record. Lineage: Eukaryota; Fungi; Basidiomycota; Microbotryomycetes; Sporidiobolales; Sporidiobolaceae. The coding region runs from base 1 to 2355 and encodes 784 amino acids. The transcript is spliced from 2 exons.
AUGCCAGCUUGCUCCUCUUCCCCUCACACCCUCUCGCCUCCUCGCCCCAUCCACCGCCCGGCCCCGCUGCACCACGCGCCGUCCUCUCGCCCGACCGCCAGCAGCACCAGCACGAUGAUCGCCUCGACCUCGCGCGACACGCCGGCCGCGUACGACGACGCGCCCUUGACGGCGCCCGCACCGGCGGCGUUCGGCAGCACCAAGCCGUUCAGCAUGGCCGACAUUGCCGCCGCCGCCAUGGCCCGCCCGCGCACGGCCGUCCCCUGGGCAGAGCGCGACGACCUCGCAGAGUGCCCGCGGUCACCCUCCUCGUGCGCGUCCGGCUCGCCGUUCCCGUCGCUCCCGAGCUCGCCGUUCAGCGAUGCGACGUCGUGCGCCAUGACGCCGUCGUCGUCGGCCGGGUCCUUCUGCCUCCCGCCGCCGGCGCACCUCGACCAGGCGCCGCCUCCCCUCCCCUCGUUCGCCUCGUCCGGGUCGACCCUCGCCCACUCGUCGUCGGCACCCACCCUCUCGUCCAUCCUCCCGCCGCGACCGCCGCCCAAAGCCCCGGUCGCCGCCGCGCUCCCCCGAACCGUCUCGGCGCCGUCCCUCCCCGUCGUUAGCACCGACCCGUGGAACGCCGUCGACUUCUCGCUCAAGCUCCUGUUCACGUCGGGCAACGCGUCCGCGCCGAGCUCGCAGGGCGCGUCGUCGCCGUCGCAGGACGAGCCCGAGCACACGCUCCCGCCGGCCUUCUUCCCGUCGCAGCGCAUCUCGUUCUCGCCGCGACUGCGCAUCGCGUCGCAGGCCGGGCUCGCCUUCUCGUCGCUCGGCGGCAUGCACCUCGGCGUGACGGGCAUGUGCGAGACGCUCGACGGCGACGGCUCGGUCAAGUCGAAGCGCAUGAUCGCCGACUUCUGCAUCGACCUGUCGAGCGGCCUGCGCAUCUGGAAACGCGACGCCGACUCGGCGCGCAAGGCGGCGGCGCAGCGUCUCGGUCGCGUCGACCUCGAGGACGACGGCGAGACGAGGCUGCCGCCAGGAACCUACGUCCUGCCGCUCAGCAUGAAGGUGCCCAACUCGGACCGGCUGCCGCCGUCAUUCGAGUGCGCCCAGUUCCGCAUCUCGUACACCAUGUCGAUCGCGCUCUUCUCGUCGGUCAAGAACGCCAACGGCACGCCGCGGCGGCUCAAGGUCUUCUCGGUCCCGUUCCACGUCCUCCCGUCGACGCUCCCGGCACCAGCACCCGAGCUCCCCGUCCUCACGCACGAGUACCGCAAGGGCGUCUUCGCAUCUCUCAUGCAGACCCUCACCCUGUCGUCGCCCAAACCCAACGAGACGGGCUACCACAUCGUCCACCCGUCGCUCCCGACGUCGCACUUUUCGCCCGGCGCGCACGCCAGCAUCCCCGUCUCGCUGCGCAUCGUCGACCGGCCCCUCGAGCCGACCGACCUCUACGUGCGGCUCGCGCUCGUGCGCAAGACGUACGUGCGUGAGUCGUCGCAGGGCUCGCUCGCGCAGGCGAUCGAGGACGAGUGGGGGCUCGGGCCCGGCGUGUCGCUGUCGGCGCUCGGGUACCCGGAGGAGGUCAUCGUCGAGCCCUGGUGCAAGGAGGAGGAGGAGAUCGUCUCGCGGUGGGGCUGGAUCCCCUACUCGUCGCGGCCCGGCGCCGACCCGAGCGAGAAGGCCGAGGUCGUCAUCCGCGACAUUGCGCUGCCGCUGCACGGCGCCGACGGCCAAGGGUGGGCGCACGGCUACUCGACCUCGCUCGACCUCGAGCCGACGUCGGUCCCGUCGACGACGCACGGCGAGUGCUCGUGGUUCUCGCCGGCGUUCCGCGGUCGCCCGCCGGUCGCCAAGGAGUACGGCAAGCACGUCCACGUCUCGACCCGGUUCUUCCUCUCGAUCGAGGUCGGGUUCGCGACGCCGGCCCUGCGCGACACGCUCGACGCGCUCCACGCCCAGUCGCCCGACCUCGAGCUGCCGCGCCCGAACGCCUUUACGGCGCCGUCGUCGCCUCGGUCGAGCGCGGUCUCGGGCCAGUCGACGUCGAACCCGUUCCACGUCCCCUCGUCGCGCUCGCCCCGGCACCUUCCCAAGUCGCCCGCCGGCGCGCUCGCGUUCCCGGGCAAGCUGCGCGAGCUCCUGAUCCCGGUCACGAUUGGGUCGGUCGCCGAGCCGGGCCUGGCGUGCCUCGCGGCCGACGGCGGGCCCGCCGGGAGCGAGACGGCGCAGCGGCGGCAGGAGCGCGAGGCGCGCGAGGAGCGCGGCGAGGACUCGCGCGCGACGCUCGGCGAGGGCCCCGAGGGCGCGUGGCUGUGUGCACCGCCUGGUUACGACGAGGCGUUGAGGACGGCGCCGGCGUACGUCGCCUGA